GCUGCGAUGGCGGCUGCCUCGGACCCUCAGUCGGAGGACCAGCAGUGGAGCUUUGUGCGAGUUCUGGAGAAGCGGGAUGGCACGGUACUACGACUGCAGCAGUACGGCUCCGGCGGCGUGGGGUGCGUCGUUUGGGACGCUGCCAUUGUCCUUUCUAAAUACCUGGAAACGCCCGGGUUUGCUGGAGACGGGGCCCACGCGCUGAGCCGGCGGUCGGUGCUGGAGCUGGGUUCGGGCACCGGGGCCGUGGGGCUCAUGGCCGCCACCCUCGGGGCAGAUGUUGUAGUCACCGAUCUUGAGGAAUUGCAAGACUUGCUGAAGAUGAAUAUUAAUAUGAACAAGCAUCUUGUCGCCGGUUCUGUUGAAGCCAAGGUACUGAAAUGGGGGGAAGAAAUAGAAGACUUUCCUUCUCCACCAGACUACAUACUGAUGGCCGACUGCAUAUACUAUGAGGAGUCUUUGCAGCCGUUGCUGAAAACCCUAAAAGAUCUUAGUGGAUCUGAGACUUGUAUUAUAUGUUGUUACGAACAACGAACAAUGGGAAAAAAUCCAGAAAUUGAGAAAAAAUAUUUUGAGCUUCUUCAACUAGACUUUGACUUUGAAAAAAUUCCUUUGGAAAAACAUGAUGAAGAGUAUCGAAGUGAAGAUAUUCAUAUUAUAUACAUCAGAAAGAAAAAAUCGGUGUCAUGUAUGUAGAGUCACACACUGCGUGGCCUCUCAUGUCUGGCUUCUUUUACUCAGUGCGGUGUUCUCCAGCCUUGUCCAUGUCAUGCACAUGAGCACUUCACUACCAUGGCUGAGUGAUACUCCUUUAUACAAAUACACCACAGCUUCUGUACUCAUCCAUUAGUUGAUGGCAUUUCAGUUUCACUUUAUGGCUAUAAUAAAUAAUGCUGCUGUUCAUAUAGAAGAUUUUGUGUAAACAUUUGUUUUUUAAUCACUUGUAUAUAUAUCUGGAGUAAAAUUGCUAGGUUAUAUGGGAACUCUAACUUUUUGAGGAAUUGUCAAACUAUUCUGAAGGUAUUAUACCAUUUUACAUUCCUACCAGCAGUGUAUGACAGUUCCAACUUCUCCCUAUGUUUACUAAUACUUGUUAUGUUUGAUUUUUUCAUUAUGGUCAUCUCAGUGGGUCUGAGAUAGUAUCUCAUUGUAGUUUUUUCAUUUUCAUUUCCCUAAUGACUAAUGAUGUUAGGUGUACCUUUUCAUUUAUUUGGAGAAAUACGUAGUACUUGGCCCAUUUUCAAAUUGAGUUAUUUGGAUUUUUUACUUUUUUUUUUUUUUUUUCUUUUGAGUCAGUCUUACUCUGUCACUCUGGGGUUGAGCUGUGGUGUCCUAGCUCACAGGAGCCUCAAACUCUUGGACUCAAGUGAUCCUCUUGCCUCAGCUUCUCAAGUAGCUGGGACUGCAGGCACCUUGCCACCAUGCCCAGCUAGUUUUUGUAUUAUUAAUAGAGAUGGGAUCUUACUCUUGCCUCAUUCUUGCUUAGGCUGGUCUCUAACUCCUGAGCUCAUGCAAUCCACCUACCUUAGCCUCUCAGAGUUCUGGGAUUACUUUUGAGUUCUAAGAGUUCUUUAUAUAUUCACAAUAUUAGACACCAGAUACAUGAUUUGCAAAUACUUUCUUCCAUCUGUGGUUGUCUUUUUCUUUCUUUCUUUUUUUUUCGAUAGUGUGUCUUUUGAAGCAUGAAUUUUUUUUUUUUUACUUCCUUUUUCUUUUUUUUUUGGAGACAGUUUCACUACAUCGCCCUUGGUCAAGUGCCCUGGUGUCACAGCUCACAGCAACCUCAAACUCUUGGGCUUAAGCGAUUCUCUUGCCUCAGCCUCCCAAGUAGCUGGGACUACAGGCGCCCGCCACAAUGCCUGGCUAUUUUUUGGUUAUAGUUGUCAUUGUUGUUUGACAGGCCCGGGCUGGAUUUGAACCCGUCAGCUCUGGUGUAUGUGUCUGGCGCCCUAGCUGGAGAGCACAGGCACCAAACCCGAAGCACAAAUUUUUUAAUUAAUAUCCAGUACAUCUGUUUUUUUUCCUUUGGUGUCAGCUAAAAAGCAUCUCUAGGGUGGCGCCUGUGGCUCAAGGAGUAGGGCACUGGUCCCAUA
Molecule: messenger RNA, 2093 nt
Organism: Nycticebus coucang (slow loris)
Lineage: Eukaryota; Metazoa; Chordata; Mammalia; Primates; Lorisidae
Gene: VCPKMT
Product: valosin containing protein lysine methyltransferase
Exons: 6
Coding region: 7-696 (229 amino acids)
Biological process (GO): peptidyl-lysine methylation
Cellular component (GO): cytoplasm; cytosol
Molecular function (GO): protein-lysine N-methyltransferase activity
Source: RefSeq, a predicted model, not a curated record